Asparagus officinalis (garden asparagus) is the source of this 1344-nucleotide messenger RNA. RefSeq lists its product as uncharacterized. The record is from RefSeq and is a predicted model, not a curated record. The transcript has 3 exons. The coding region runs from base 1 to 1344 and encodes 447 amino acids. Gene Ontology annotation, molecular function: zinc ion binding. Lineage: Eukaryota; Viridiplantae; Streptophyta; Magnoliopsida; Asparagales; Asparagaceae.
AUGAAUACACUGAAGCCAAAGUUUAUUGAUAGUAUUUCUGCCGCAAAUCAUGGUUCUGAAAGAAUUCCAAUUGAUAAUCCCAGCGGUAACAGUGUAGUGCGUUCUGAUGACAUUAUUAACAGCACAGUAAUGAUUCCUGGUUGGUGGCAUAAUGCAUUAACUGAAGAAGGUCAAGAAUUUGAAAGUGCAAAAGAAUUAAGGUUGGCGCUGACAUACUAUGCUCUGGCCAAAAUGUUUGAUUAUGUGUUUAAAAAGAACAAGCCAAAACGUAUCCGUGUAUAUUGUCGAUAUAAAGAAACUUACAAGUGCCCAUGGAUGUUGUUUGCUUCACCUGUUAAGAAUGAAAAGAGACUUUCGAUCAAGAAGUUUGUUAAUGAACAUACUUGUGGGCAGUACGGACAAAAUACAAGUCGUUCAAGGGCAUCCCGUUUCUUGAGUGGAUGCAGACCCCUUCUAUUUUUGGACGGUACAUUUUUGAAGGAUCGAUAUAAAGGUAUGCUCCUUUCGGCCAUAGCAUACGAUGGGAACCAAGGUAUAUUUCCAUUAGCGUAUUGCAUAUGUGAUCAAGAGAAUUUGAUGAAUUGGAAGUGGUUCCUCCAAGAUCUAUGGUCCAUACUUUAUGAGAGGGCUGACCCUUACAAUCCUCCCCACCAAUUGGUUAUAAUUUCUGAUGCGGACAAAGGAAUUAAAGAAUCAGUAAAAGAGUAUUUUUCAGAAGCUCUACACUCGAGGUGUGUUCUACAUCUUGUUGAAAAUUUUAGGUUAAAGCUUAAGGACGUGGGUAUGAAGUCGAAUGACACUCAUGUUCUGGGGAACUUACUCCAAAUUGCUUGUUAUAAAUACACAAUAGCAGAAUGGAAUGAGUACAUGAAAGAGAUAUAUGACAUGGAUCCAAGGGCAAACAACAUUACUGUGAACUACUCUCCUGAUCAAUGGGCAAAUGCAUUCUUCCCGGGAAUAAGGUAUGGGCACGUAACAUCUAAUGUCGCUGAGUCUUUUAAUAAUUGGAUAAGGAAGGCUAGAAUGCUACAGAUUCUACAAAUAGUUGAGCAUAUUCGUAAACAGAUAAUGGUCCGAAUGAGUAAUCGCCGGUUACUUGGAGAUAAAUGGGUUAGAUAUCUCUGUCCACAAACAGAGAUGGUGCUUAAAGAAAAUAUAGAGAAAGGUCGUCCAUUAGAUGUUAAGCAAGCUGCAGCUGACAUAUUUGAAGUGCAAGCACAUAAAACUACCCGUGUUGAUUUGGAGAAGAAGACAUGCACUUGCCGUGCUUGGGACGUCAUGCGGAUUCCGUGUAAAGAAGACAUGCACUUGCCGUGCUUGGGACGUCAUGCGGAUUCCGUGUAA